Messenger RNA from Rotaria sordida, 432 nucleotides. The record is from the annotation of a GenBank genome assembly. Lineage: Eukaryota; Metazoa; Rotifera; Eurotatoria; Philodinida; Philodinidae.
AUGCCUAAAUAUUAUUGUGAUUAUUGCGAUACAUAUUUAACACAUGAUUCACCAUCUGUACGUAAAACUCAUUGUCAAGGAAGAAAACAUAAAGAAAAUGUACGUGAUUAUUAUCAAAAAUGGAUGGAAGAACAAGCUCAAAAAUUGAUUGAUCAAACAACAGCUGCUUUUAAAUCGGGUAAAAUGCCUAAUGCACCAUUUCCAAUGCCACCACGUCUUAUCAAUCCAAAUAUUGCACCACCACGACCAGGCAUGCCAGGUAUUGUACCACCACCACCAUGGGCAUUUACAUUACCACCAGGCAUGCGACCAUUAGGUCCACCACCUAAUCCAGCUGCAAUGACAACAUUAAUGACAUUACGGCCACCACCUGGCAUGAUGCCACCAGGUGUACCACCACCAACGGCUAUUCAAAAUUCAUCUAUGGAAUAA